Ostreobium quekettii is the source of this 828-nucleotide messenger RNA. The record is from the annotation of a GenBank genome assembly. Lineage: Eukaryota; Viridiplantae; Chlorophyta; Ulvophyceae; Bryopsidales; Ostreobiaceae.
AUGCUCCCCCGCGGCUGUGCGCGCUGCCCAGCAAUGGCUGCCUCGAGUUCUCCGCCCCCCGCCCCAUCCCCGCCUCCCAACCGCAGCGUCCGAUUCAAAAAUCGCAGGGGCGAGAGCCUCGCCGGCAUCCUGGUCGAUCCCGGGUCGCCAAACGCUGUCGUCCUCGCCCACGGCUUCGAUUUAUCAAAGGAUUGGCUCCACUAUCCCGUGCUGGCAGAGAGGCUGGCCGAUCGGUCGGUGGGCAGCUUGAGGUUUGAUUUUUCGGGCAACGGCGAGAGCGAGGGGGGAUGUGAACCUGGAAAUUUUUGGAAGCAGGUGGGGGAUGUGAGGGCUGCGGCGGAGUGGCUGCGGGACGAGGUGGAGAAGAGGGUUGUCGGUCUGGUCGGUCACAGCAAGGGUGGAACUGUCGCAGUGAUGUACGCCUCAGAGUUCGAUGACAUUCCAUCGGUGGUCAACAUUUCCGGCCUUUUUGACUUGAAGAGCAUUAUCACUGAGCGCAUGGGGCCAGAAGGCUUUCAGCAGUUGGAGGAAUGCAAUGAACUGGAGAUGGCGCAGAAGAAUGAAGAUGGGAAAGCUCUAUUCAAAUCCAUCCUAACAAAACAGAGCCUGGACAUGGACGCCGCCGCGCGGCGUAUUCAGCGCACCAAUGUGCUCACAAUCCAUGGCUCGGCCGACGACAGAAACCCUGUCGCCGAGGCGCACAAGUUUUCGGCCAUUCGGUCCCACGACGUGGCCAUCAUCGAUGGAGCGGACCACGACUUCAGCAACCUGGAGCACGGGGCGGCUUUGGUGGACAAACUUGUGGAGUUCUUGACGCGGGAUGUGUGA